Molecule: messenger RNA, 1545 nt
Organism: Sinocyclocheilus anshuiensis
Lineage: Eukaryota; Metazoa; Chordata; Actinopteri; Cypriniformes; Cyprinidae
Product: B-cell receptor CD22-like
Exons: 8
Coding region: 1-1545 (514 amino acids)
Source: RefSeq, a predicted model, not a curated record
AUGUCAAUCAGAAUAGCUCCUACUCUUCCGCUGAUCUUUCUUCUCAUGAUUCACAGGGUUUCUAGUGGUUAUUGGGGUGUGAGUUACAGUCAUUCACACAUCUGUGCACUAAAGGACUCAUCAGUGAUAAUGAGCUGCACUUAUACAUACCCUACUGGAUAUAAGAUCAUGAAAGUGUUCUGGACCAAAAACCCUGUAAUGGGUGAAGAGCCUCCAGAUCUGUCUAAGGAUCCUGAAUACAGUCAGAGGCUUCAGUAUCUGGGAGACAAACAGCAGAACUGCACCAUCAGACUGAGUCAUGUGAGACAGAAAGAUUCACACAAGUACUGUUUCAGAUUCAUCACUGAUCAACCUGAUGGAAAAUGGACUGGUUAUCCAGGAGUGACUCUUACUGUCACAGAUCUUCAGGUGGAGGCUCCUGAGAGAGUGACAGAGGGUCAUAAUGUCAGUCUGACAUGUAAAAGCAGCUGCACUCUGACUGACAGAGCAACAUUCAUCUGGUACAGAAACUCACAGCCAUUAACUGAGAGAAGAGACGGAAACAAUCAACUCCUGCUGCAGUCAGUCAGAAGAGAGGAUGCAGGCAGAUACAGCUGUGCUCUACAGGAACACACUUACAUCUCUCCUGCUGUUUAUCUCAAUGUCAUGUAUCCUCCAACGGAAUCUUUUGUAACAGUGAAUCCAUCUGGUGAAAUAGUGGAGGGAGAUUUAGUGACUCUGAACUGCAGCAGUGAUUCAAACCCACCUGCAGAAAUCAGCUGGUUUAAAGGAGGAACGUUUGUAGGAUCUGGAAGAAUCUACAGCAUCUCAAAGAUCAGCUCUGAUCACAGUGGAGAAUACAAGUGCAAGUCCAGAAAUAAACAUGGAGAGAAAGACUCUGAUGCUGUGACUUUAAACGUCAUGUACCCUCCAAAAACAAUAUCAGUGUCCAUAAAUGGAUCUGCUGAAAUAGUGGAGGGGGAUCCAGUGACUCUGAGCUGCAGCAGUGAUUCAAACCCUCCUGCUCUGAACUUCAGCUGGUUUAAGGAGAAUCAAAGCUCAGCUGUUGGAUCUGGACAGAGUUUCAAUGCACUACAGAGUGGACGCUUCUACUGUGAGGCUCACAAUCAACACGGAUCUCAGAGAUCAGACGCUGUUGCUGUCACUGUACAUGGAAGGAAGUUUCGGUAUGCAGUUGCUGGAGUCACUGGAGGAUUGGGAGGUUUAAUCUUCAUAUUCAUCAUUGUGUUGCUCAUGAGGAAAAAACAGAGACCUAAUCACAUCGCACAAAAGCAGGAUGACCUUUAUGUCAACGUAUCAGCUCACAAUAGGUCUCUGUCUGAAUCUGAUGCCGCGAAUCAAAACAAUGCCCUGUAUUCCUUAAUUACUCUCAGCAAUUUCAGUCACAAUCAGACUGAAGGAAAAGCAUCUGAUUCUGAAGAUACAGAAGAGAUCCAGUAUGUAACUGUCCUGCAUCAUAGAAAUAAAGAGAUGAACCAACCGGAAGAGGAGGAAAGCCAGUACGACAACAUUAGAAAAUAUCGGACUGAUGCUGCAAGGAGGUGA